AUGAUCUGUUCAGGGCCACAUUCAGCUGUUGGUUUCCCAACAGAAACAGGGGUAGCAAUAAUUUAUGCAAGCAAAGAAGUCCUUGCAACUGAUAAAAUCAGGCCAGCAAAAGCAAGCAAGUCCGCACCACGUGCAGAAGCCGAAAAAUGGGUACUAAACGGCAAAUACCCAGAACAAACUGUCACUUUGGGCCCAGCAAUGUUAGAUCUCACGCGCGCGGCACUUAAAAGGUUACUAUUUGAGAACAUGGACGUGUUCACCUGGACACCGGCUGAUAUGGUGGGUGUUCCACGACACAUAGCAGAACAUAGACUGAACGUUUCAGAGAAUGCCAAACCUGUAGUACAUACAAAGCGUCAUCUGGGAGACAUAAAGCACGAUACCACGCAAGAGCAAGUCACAGAGUUACUAAAUGCUGGUAUCAUCAGAGAAGUCCGCUAUCAAACCUGGGUGGCCAGCCCAGUAAUGGUCCAGAAAGGAAACGGCAGUUGGAGAAUGUGUGUGGAUUAUAAAGAUUUAAACAAAGCAUGCCCGCGUGACUGUUAUGCUUUACCAGACAUCGACGAGAAGAUCGAUUUGCUGGAAACAUUCAGGUGGAAAUGUUUCCUUGACUGCUAUAAAGGAUACCAUCAGGUGCAGAUGGCCAUCCAAGAUGAAGACAAAACUGCAUUUCGCACACCAACAGGGUUGUACUGCUAUACAAAAAUGCCCUUUGGUUUAAAAAAUGAAGGUGCAACUUACCAGAGACUGAUGAAUGAAACAUUCAGCGAUUCCAUUGGCAAGUACAUUGAAGUGUACAUGGAUGACCUGGUCAUCAUGAGCAAAGAAGAAAGUAUGAUGCUGGUAAAUAUUCAAAAAACAUUCGACACGUUGCGUGGAGUGAACAUCAAGCUAAAUCCAGCGAAGUGCUCCUUUGGUAUGGAGGAAGGAAAGUUCUUGGGUUUCAUUGUUACAAAAGAUGGGUUUAAAGUCAAUCCUGACAAAGUGCAAGCGAUCGAGCUGAUUCCUUCACCGUCGACAAUAAAGGAAAUGCAGAAGUUGGCCGGACGGUUAGCAGCACUCAACCGCUUCCUCGCCAAUCACGCAGCGAAGUCGUUUCCAUUCAUCAAAACACUCCGCAACUGUGUAAAGAAAAAUAAGUUCCAUUGGACUCCAGAAGCCGAGUAUGCAUUCCGAGAAAUGAAGUAUUGUCUCAUAAGAUUGCCAACGUUGACAGCACCAACGAAAGGAGAACCCCUAGUGAUGUACUUAUCAGCAUCAGAGAAAGCAAUAGGAGCAGUUUUGCUUAUAGACCGACAAGGCGUCCAAACACCAGUCUAUUAUGUGUCUCGCACUUUGAAUGACCCAGAAACACGGUAUUUCGCCAACCACGUUAUUCAUGUCUUAACAAAUUACAACAUUGGCAACAUCCUCGCAAGACCGGAGAUAUCAGGAAGGUUGGCAAAAUGGGCCAUAGAACUAGGAGGUCACAAUGUGGUUUUCAGGCCAAGACCAGCAAUCAAGGGUCAAGUAUUGGCCGACUUCCUAACAAAGGUACCAGAUGAAAAAGAUAGAGAGUGCAAGGCAAUGGAAAGAGUUGAAAGGCCACAUUCGGAAGAACCAUGGCUACUAUAUACAGAUGGCGCGUCUAACAAAGAUGGCGCAGGCGUAGGACUAAGGCUGGUAAGUCCAGAGAAACACGAAUUCACGUACCCCAUCCGAUUAAACUUCAAGAGCACGAAUAAUGAAGCCGAAUAUGAAGCCUUUCUUGCUGGUUUGAGGUUAGCAAUCAAGAUGGGAGUUAAACACAUCGAGGCGCAUGUGGACUCCAUGUUAGUAGCAGGGCAGAUCAAUGGCCAGUACGACGCCAAAAGGGAUGUGAUGGCGCUAUACUUAGACCAAGCAAAAACAUUGCUACAGAACUUCAAUUCCUACAAGGUGCACCAUAUCAACCGACGCGAGAACAAACCAGCGGAUGCACUAAGCAAACUCGCAUACACCAGUUUCCAGCACCUAGCCAAGGAUGUGCGCAUUGAAGUUCUAAGUAAUCCAUCAGUACCGCUAAGGCAAGUGAGUGUCAUUCAACUGGGAACGACAUCUUGGAUGACUCCGAUAAUUAUGUAUCUCCAGUCUGGAAUAUUACCGGAAAACAAAGCCGAAGCAAGGAAAGUACAGUACAAGUCCGAGCAUUACCAGAUGGUUGAUGGAAUUCUGUACCAAAAAUCUUACCUCGGGCCGUUAUUGAGAUGCGUCGACCCAGAAGAUGCAAACUACCUGAUCCGGGAAGUACAUGAGGGAAUUUGUGGCAUUCAUGCCGGCCCAAGAAUGGUAGUAGCGAAAGUGAUGAACGCCGGGUAUUACUGGCCUGGAAUGCACCUAGACGCGGUAAAGGUCUCGAGGAAAUGCAGCGGUUGUCAGAGACAUGCUCCGAAGACGAUGCGCCCCAAAAAUGAACUAGUCCUAGUAACAACGGCGUGGCCGUUUCAGCAAUGGGGGAUAGAUAUGGUGGAGGUAAAGGCGCUAGCAUCAACCACAUCUGCCGUAGUGCAAAGGUUCAUCUGGGAACAAAUAAUUUGUCGGUUCGGGCUGCCCCUAAGAAUCAUCACCGAUAACGGGACAAAUUUUGCUGCCGAUGAUCUCCAAAAUUGGUUCAAGGAGCUGCACAUAGAGCAUACCUUUUCCUCGGUUGCGCACCCGCAGGGAAACGGUCAGGUUGAAGCAGUGAACAAGAGUAUUGUGGACGGUAUCAAGGCACGGCUGGGGACACAACGAAGAGGUUGGGUAGACGAGUUACCCAGCAUAUUAUGGGCCCAUAGGACGAUGCCAAAGACAAGCAAUGGAGAAACACCGUUCAGUCUAGUCUAUGGGUCCGAAGCUGUGAUACCAGCAGAGAUUGGCCUGCCAUCUCCAAGAAUGCUCUCCAUGAACAUGAUCAACAACGAAGAAGAAAGAAGGCUGGAUCUAGACCUUCUAGAAGAGAGAAGGGAAAUGGCGGCAAUCAAUGAGGUGAAAUACAAGACCAAAUUGGAAAAGUACUACAACAGUAAGGUCCGAAUUUGCACGUUCAACCCCGGUGACUACGUCCUAAGGGACAAUGAGACGUCUAACGCCGAGAAACCGGGAAAAUUAGCCCCCAAGUGGGAGGGACCUUAUGUCGUAGAUGAAGUUCUUGGAAAGGGAGCGUACAAGCUACGCACACUUGAGAACAAAGAAGUCCCAAGAACUUGGAAUGCUCAGCAAUUAAGAAAAUGCUAUAUGUAG
Helianthus annuus (common sunflower) is the source of this 3240-nucleotide messenger RNA. RefSeq lists its product as uncharacterized. Bases 1 to 3240 code for a protein of 1079 amino acids. Gene Ontology annotation, molecular function: nucleic acid binding; RNA-DNA hybrid ribonuclease activity. Gene Ontology annotation, biological process: DNA integration. The record is from RefSeq and is a predicted model, not a curated record. NCBI's taxonomy places the organism in Eukaryota, Viridiplantae, Streptophyta, Magnoliopsida, Asterales, Asteraceae. The transcript is spliced from 3 exons.